AAAAAAAAAUUGUGAGAAAAAUUGGGUAUUCACAGGAACGUAACAAUAGAUGUGAUGUCAACUAAGGAAGAAGAAAAAUGCGAUGAGCUACAUCGAGCAUUAUUAGAGUGCCACCGUCGUAUACCGCCAGGUCUCGGUCGUAACUCCGCCUGUCGUCACCUCAACCACGCCUUCGCCGUCUGCCUUGUCUCUCUCGCCUGCCCUGAACAAUCUGAGGCGGUGCGUACUCUCUGCUCCAGCGCCGGUACCGCUCUCAAACGCCGGCAAUGUCAACAGGCUCAGAUUUCUCUCUCCCUCUGCCUCGAUUCUCAUUCAGAACCCUAACCUUUGCUUAUAUCUUCUUCUGGAUCCAUCAAAGCUAAACAGAAAUUCAGCAAAAAAAUAGUGUGGUCAUGCUUUAGAAGGUUUACUUCAACAUGAGAACUGUUGUCCCUAUUAAGCCAUGCCAAGAUGAGAACUAUUGUCUCCUUUACUGUCUGUUGGUGAUCCACUCUAGUUUUUGGCUCAUUUUUUUGCCAAUGACCUUGAGAGCUAUGGGUACACCAAAAUAUAGAUUCCAGCACCCUUCAUCUGCCGUAGGUACGAUAAAAGCUUACAGAGUAUAUACAUCACAUUAUCUCCAUUCAAAGCAUGUGGUAGCCUGACAUGUAUUAUCUGUAGAGGAAUUAUAAUUUUUAAUUUUGUAAAAUACAAAAUGUCAGCAGUAUUUGUAACCCUGACUCAGGUUUAUAAUGCUAGGAUAUGUAACUUGUAGUAAUAUUUGUAAUAAAAAAAAACGGUACUUCUGGGUGGAAAUGUAUCAUUGCUGUGUUGUGUUGAGA
This is a messenger RNA of Medicago truncatula (barrel medic), 821 nucleotides long. RefSeq lists its product as uncharacterized. The coding region runs from base 55 to 324 and encodes 89 amino acids. The transcript is spliced from 2 exons. NCBI's taxonomy places the organism in Eukaryota, Viridiplantae, Streptophyta, Magnoliopsida, Fabales, Fabaceae. The record is from RefSeq and is a predicted model, not a curated record.